AUGGAUCAGUUAGUGCACGGCGCUGCUGCCGAGCAUUGUAAUACUAUCCAGCUACAAGCUGAAGAGAAAAAGGCUAAGACUUCUUCACCCGCUGUAGCCUUUGCGUCAGGUGCUAUUGCAGGAGGUGUAGAAUGCUUCGUCACAUAUCCCUUCGAAUUCACAAAGACAAGCGUCCAGCUACGUGGCGGCAAUGUAUCCAAGAAUCCCUUCGUGGUCGCCCAUCGCAUCGUGCGAACGCAGGGCGUCAGCGCCUUAUACACGGGAUGUAAUGCUCUCGUGACGGGCACCAUGGCCAAGUGCGGCGUGCGCUUCUUCGUCUACGAUGGCCUUAAAGAGCAGUUAGCAUCAUCGUACCUGAAAUGUUCCAACUUGCUCCAAGGGGUCGUGGCGGGCAUGGGCGCCGGCAUUGCCGAAAGCGUCCUGGUGGUCACUCCCAUCGAGCGCAUCAAGACCGCACUUAUCGACGAUGCAAAAUCCGGCAAAAAGCAGCUGGGUGGCGGCUUGCACGCCAUGCAGGUCAUUGUUCGGACGCGGGGCAUCGCAGACUUGUACAAAGGCCUGAUGCCAACCAUGCUGAAGCAGGCAAUGACAUCGGGCGUACGGAUGGGGAGCUACAAUAUACUGAAGGAGCUGGGUAGGAAGUUUAAGCUUAACGAUGGUUCGGUGACGAUAUUCAUGACUGGCGCACUUGCUGGCACUAUUACGGUGUAUGCGACUCAGCCGUUUGACUCGAUCAAGACUCGGUCCCAGGCGCUGACAUCUAUGAGUAUGAGAAGCGCAACGAGAAGUAUCAUCCUAGAAUAUGGCAUGCGUGGUCUUUGGCAAGGUAGCACAAUGCGGCUCGGGAGAUUGCUGUUUAGCGGUGGUAUUGUGUUCACAGUGUAUGAGAAGUCAGUGCAGAUCAUUGAGUCGCGACUCCACUUAGAGGCGCAACACCAGAUAAAAUAG
Eremomyces bilateralis CBS 781.70 is the source of this 948-nucleotide messenger RNA. RefSeq names its product mitochondrial carrier. The transcript is spliced from 3 exons. Gene Ontology annotation, biological process: mitochondrial citrate transmembrane transport. The record is from RefSeq and is a predicted model, not a curated record. Bases 1 to 948 code for a protein of 315 amino acids. NCBI's taxonomy places the organism in Eukaryota, Fungi, Ascomycota, Dothideomycetes, Eremomycetales, Eremomycetaceae.